CAGAGCGGCGGCGGCAGCGGCGGGUGCGAGCUGGAGGCGGCGGAAGCAGCGGGGACCGAGCGGCAGCGGCUAUGCAUCCAAGUACGGCUGGGCAGCCGCGGCACCCCUGAGGCCCGGGCGGGGCUCCGGGAGCAACGCGCGGGGGGCACGCUUGCCUGGGAGUGCGAGGAAGAGCAGUAGUGUCCGGAGCGGCGUCUGCGAAGCUUCGAACGGAGCUGAGGAGGGGGCUUCGGAGUGGGGCUGGGGCGGGGGGGGGCGGCUGGCGCAAGCAGCCCCCGGGGUGGGGGGCGGGGUGGGCGCCGGCGUCGCGAUGCUGGGCGUCGUGGAGCUGCUGCUGCUGGGGGCGGCGUGGCUGGCGGGCCCGGCCCGCGGGCAGAAUGAGACGGAGCCCAUCGUGCUGGAAGGCAAGUGCCUGGUGGUGUGCGACUCCAACCCCACGUCCGACCCCACGGGCACAGCUCUGGGCAUCUCUGUACGCUCUGGCAGCGCCAAGGUGGCUUUCUCUGCCAUCAGAAGCACCAACCACGAGCCGUCCGAGAUGAGUAAUCGCACUAUGAUCAUCUACUUUGACCAGGUACUAGUGAACAUCGGGAACAACUUUGAUUCAGAACGCAGCACUUUCAUCGCCCCGCGCAAAGGGAUCUACAGUUUUAACUUCCACGUGGUUAAAGUCUACAACAGACAGACCAUUCAGGUGAGCCUCAUGUUAAACGGGUGGCCGGUGAUUUCAGCCUUUGCUGGUGACCAGGACGUGACCCGGGAGGCCGCCAGCAAUGGAGUUCUAAUCCAGAUGGAGAAAGGCGACCGAGCAUACCUCAAGCUGGAGCGGGGGAACUUGAUGGGGGGCUGGAAGUACUCGACCUUCUCCGGAUUCCUGGUGUUUCCCCUCUGACUGGCUCAUCGCCACCGGAAUGGAGGCAGGGAGAGGGCGAAGGCAGGAGGAAGGCAGGAGGGGGAAUGAGAAAGAGGCUGAAAUUUAGAGGACGAGAAAGCGGCACGACUUGAAACUUCCUACAUGUUCCCCAGCUGUAUCCGGGUAAAAGGUGCGCGCGGGUGGUCGGACUACUCUGUCCGUUUCCUCAUUAGGAGAAGUAAAUUCCGCUUAGCUCUGCGCACUCCCAUUUCCAAAAAUAAACUCGUCUCCCCCAUUCCGGUUGAAGUAAUCAAGAAAGACUGCCUUGUCAUUGUUUCUACCCCCAUGUUCCUAUUCUCUACAAUUUAUACAAAGGAAACUUUGUAUUUCACUGUAUAAUGUGAAAUAUGUUCCUCCUCAGACCCCUCUGAAUCUUUCCACCUGCUGAAAUCUAAUAUGCCCCUCCCCUCUUUUUAGUUUGGAGAGGGGAUAAGGUUCUUGUUUUGUUUUGUUU
Mirounga angustirostris (Northern elephant seal) is the source of this 1367-nucleotide messenger RNA. It is a transcript of the gene CBLN1, whose product is annotated as cerebellin 1 precursor. The record is from RefSeq and is a predicted model, not a curated record. Gene Ontology annotation, molecular function: protein binding. NCBI's taxonomy places the organism in Eukaryota, Metazoa, Chordata, Mammalia, Carnivora, Phocidae. Gene Ontology annotation, cellular component: glutamatergic synapse; synaptic cleft. The transcript has 3 exons. The coding region runs from base 311 to 892 and encodes 193 amino acids. Gene Ontology annotation, biological process: maintenance of synapse structure.